UCUUCUCUUCUCUCUUGCAACGACCACGUGUCGGCAGAGUCGCUUUCAAGAAAAUGGCUCCUAAGAAGACAGCCCCAAAACCCGCGGCCGCGGGCUCCAGCAAGGCCGAAGAGAAAAAGAAACCGGCCGCUCCUAAGGAGAAGGCGACCAAGGAAGGAAAGGUCGAAAAGAAAACAGCAAAACCCGCCGCGAAACCGGCGGCCAAGCCCGCCAAGCCGGUGGUCAAAAAGGUCGACAAGGCAAAGAAAGAUGCUGCCAAGACCAAGUCCAAAUCGGCCACCAAGAAGGCCGCUAUCACCAAGGCUAAGAAAGUGCAGACCAAGGUGAUCAAGGGCGCAUUUGGCACGAGAGUGAGGAAAAUCAGGACCUCCGUCAAAUUCCACCGGCCGCACACAUUCCGGCCUCCGCGCAAUCCCAAAUAUCCUAGGAAAUCGGUGCCUAGGAGAGACAGAAUGGAUGCCUUCAAUGUCAUCAAGUACCCCCUGACCACUGAAGCUGCAAUGAAGAAGAUUGAGGACUCGAAUACUUUGGUGUUCUUGGUACACACGAAGGCAAACAAGCACCACAUCAAGAGUGCGGUCAAGAAGUUGUACAAGAUCAACGUUGCCAAGGUCAAUACCCUGAUCAGGCCGGACGGCAAGAAGAAGGCCUACGUCAAACUGGCGCGUGACUACGACGCCCUUGACGAGGCCAACAAGAUCGGCAUCAUCUAAAUUCUGAUUUGUCCCCUUCUGCUAAAUAUAAACCCUUCUUUCACAAAAUAACAAUUUAAUUUUGUGCUUUCCAAAGUUGAAUUCUUUUUUUUAUUAUAAUUUUGGCUUAACAAAUACAAUGUUUCGGCAUCUUUUAAUUUCAAGGAGUUUAUCAAGUUUAUAAUAUUGAAACAAUAUGCUUAUUCAUUUAAAAAGGUUUUAUUACAAAGUGAAAAA
Molecule: messenger RNA, 929 nt
Organism: Neocloeon triangulifer
Lineage: Eukaryota; Metazoa; Arthropoda; Insecta; Ephemeroptera; Baetidae
Gene: RpL23A
Product: large ribosomal subunit protein uL23
Exons: 3
Coding region: 54-713 (219 amino acids)
Biological process (GO): ribosomal large subunit assembly; translation
Cellular component (GO): ribosome; cytosolic large ribosomal subunit
Molecular function (GO): structural constituent of ribosome
Source: RefSeq, a predicted model, not a curated record